Messenger RNA from Diabrotica balteata, 2340 nucleotides. The record is from the annotation of a GenBank genome assembly. Lineage: Eukaryota; Metazoa; Arthropoda; Insecta; Coleoptera; Chrysomelidae.
AUGAAAAUUACAUUAACAGACCUGAAAGAAGUUAUUAAUAAUGUUGACUGUUUGCUCGAAAAUGAAUUGCGCGAUAUUGUGGAAAGUUUUUAUUUCGAAUCGUUAAUUAGUAUAAAUGUAGUAGACACAGAAUAUUUCAGAUUGCAUAUAGUCCUUCUGGAUAAACUAAUCAAACUUGAUUUGUUUUGUCAAAAUGACCAUGCCGUUAAAAAUACCUUCCAAUUUAUUAUAUUUCAUUUUAAAAAUCUGGAGGAUGGGAACUGCUAUGAAAUUUUGGGAUGGCUGUUCAGUUUGUUAAACGCAUUAGUCCGAAGAAGCGCAGAUGUUCAAAAUAUUAAAAAUUUCCUCUCUUUAGAAAGAGAAAAAAUUUUGGAGGCGAUGACCGCAACGAUGAAGCUAAAAUCAUUUAAUUUUAGUCACAUGAGUUUUAUUAAAUCCAUAACAUGUGACUUAUUAUCAAUUGAUGGAUGUGUUUCUGAAUCACAUACGAUUACAUUAAAACAAAUUAUGGAUAAUUUAGAAGGAUUAGGUGGAAUUUAUGAAAUUGUUGAGAUAUGCCAUGUAGUGAUUGAAAAAUACGACGUUUCUACUUCAGCAUUUGAAAUAUGUGCUGUGUGGAUAUUAACUAAAGGAUCACAACUUUUAUCUACGGAAUAUGAAGAGAAAGUUUCGUUGAAACUGAUGCAAACUCUAUACUUUGUAAAUUAUAAAUAUUCUUCCUUAAAACAUAAAGUACUGAUCCAUAAUGCUGAACUGGUCAAAAUGGUGGACUCUAGUAUAGCAACAUUAGCAAAACACUUAGAGAUCCUCAUACACUUUUUUGCCAAAGAAAAUUUGAGGGAAGAGUCUACGAGACUAUUUGCGAUAGUACUGAUUAAACAAACUUGUAUUAAUGAUUGGGAUUAUUGUUAUAAUAAGUUGACAUUGCUGCCAACUGAUUAUUCAGAAUGGGUAAAUUCGGAUCCUGACAUAUUUCUGAGAAUAUGUUAUAUUCUUUGCUUAGAAAACAAAGUUAUGUGGGUACCUGAUAAAAUUAUGAAGGUUAUAGCCUCGGUGAUUUACUCAAUUGAGCGGUAUACAUUGGAAACAGAAAUGCUUAAAAUUAUUUGUUACAUUUAUCCCUUUAUCAUACCAGAGUGCAUCAACCAAACUAAUGCUAUUUUGGGCGACGACCUGCUCAUAAUUAUGGAAGAAAGCAUUUAUGAAUUGGAAGAUAUAUUAUCUUUACACGUUAGCCAGCUAAACUGGAUCCUGUGGAGAGCAACUCGGCCAGUGAAAAUGAGAGUUAUUUGUUUUUGGCUAAGAAAUAAUGAGAAUGAUAUGUUAAGAAAGUAUAUCCUUCAUUGUAAAGCUCAGAAUAUUUUGUUCGAUAUUAUAAGAGACCGUUGCGUUGAGGACAGCAUUGCUUUUAGUGCCGCAAAUCUUUUCGCAACUAUUCAAGACUUUUACUUACAAAUCGAGAUUGCCAAAUUGUUACCCCAAGCAAGUACCAGUGAGAUGUUUAAACGUUUGUUAAUUUCUAAUCCUGCUGUACCAGCAGACCAGAACUUAGCAACUAAACUUUGUAAAUUUAUGUCUGGAAUUAUAGUUAUCAUGGAUGAUAAUGAAAUAUUAGGUAUGCUUUGUGAAUACAGCAGAUCUUUGAUACACAGCCUUAAAGAUGACAAAGAUAUAGUGAGUGUAUUUUGUAAUGAGCCUAAAACGUUUCUAGUGAUUUUAAAAAGGAGCACACUGCUUGAAGAUAACAUAGCAACCAGCGUCAUUAGGUUGAUCAAAAUGUUACUUCUAGUCCAGCAACGUAAUAGAACCCUCAUACCAGGUUCACUUCAAAUAGAUUUCGGGUACCUCCUAAUAGGAUCUAAUCAAAAAUUGGCGAAGUGCCUAGAUGUCUUACAUAUUCUUACAAGUACUCGACAAAAUAGUUUAUUCAUGCGCAUAUCACAGAGUAGUAUACAGACAAUCUUUUUAAAAUUGUUUUCACUUAGUAGAAUUCCCGAAGUGGCCACUAUAAGUUUUUACUGUUUAAGUAAUAUGUUGAAAAUGAACACUUGGUUGGCUACUUUGACUGAAACGAAUCUUUUCAUAGAAUUUACGUGCAGUCAGGCAGUAGAUCAGAAUUCUUUUACAGAAUUUCUGGCGUUUUUAACUCAUUGGCUAAAAUAUAUGAAAAUGUCCUGGUUUCAUGAGACUGGCACCUAUGUAGCUCAUACAGGAAUCAUAAAAAGUUACAUAAGCAGAGCAAACAUUUCUAAAACAAUGAAAACUCAUUUAAUUCGACGUCUCAGUCUUCUAAAUAGACCGAGAACUAUUCCAAUUACCAAGCAUACAAGAGUAGCGUGA